Molecule: messenger RNA, 1636 nt
Organism: Chara braunii
Lineage: Eukaryota; Viridiplantae; Streptophyta; Charophyceae; Charales; Characeae
Source: the annotation of a GenBank genome assembly
CGGUGAAGGAGGAGAUGGACAAAGAGGAUAGGGUCAUCAACAAUAGCACCAUUGAUGCGGAGGCGAAAUUUGUUUAACUAUGGGCGGCAGACUCUCAGUUCCAUAAGGCGAAGGAUAUGCGCGGUAAUGCGACCGCUGAUGAGGAGGCGAUUGAGGAUGAGGAGGAUGAGCUAACGAAGGAGGAGAAGGAGUAUUUGAGGAAGAAGGAUGCGGAGGUGACCCAUAAUAAGGCCAAAAUGGAAUCAACGAAGAGAAAGACCUACACGGACAUGAGGAGGAAUGCUUUUCUUCCUUUGGCUUCACCUAGGUGGAUUGAACUCAUGUCUACUGCGUUGUCUGGAAAUAUUUGGUCGUUAGAAACGUUCAAUUACCUAGCACCCAUCGAUCAGAGAGGCUAUCGUUUGCUCGCCUCACUAUCACAGGACGAAAUGAAACAAGCGAUCGAACGGGCACUUGAAAUGAACACUGCCCCUCCCGAUGCGAAGUUCCCCUUCAACAGGGAAGGUGUCUUCCUCCCUCCUAUGAAUGCCAUGGAUUCCAACAAAUGCUCCCUCCCACGCCCUACCGUCAUGAUCAAGGGAAAUAAACCUCCUCAGAACCCCUCAUCGCUGGCGGAGCUGAAGAGAAUCUGGAACGUGGGAAAGCCGUACAUCAAAUGUCGAUGUACGUCUGAGGGUAAUGCCGACUGUGGUUCUGGACCUGCAUGGUUCGACCAUCUCGUUUGGAACCUCUUGUACCAUCUUGAGGUUUUCUAUCCUGAUGCCCCGACCCCCAGGGCGAAGGUCUCCUCGUUGAUCAAGUGCCUGUCCACUUGCUCGAAGCCACUGAUGAUCACAUCAGUAUCCUUUGGAUGUGUCAGGGAAGUAAUGAUGUUGUUGGCAAAGAAGAUCAUUACUAACCCAUCCGUAACCUGUGAGACUUUCCUCACCGGUAUGAACGGGGCUGACCGGAAGGCCUUCAAGGAGUGUGCCAAAUUGUUCCUCAUGAGCAAGUACGUAAAAAAGAGAGCUAGAGCCGCCGCGGCUUCGUCAUCCGCUGGGUCCAAGAGACCCAAAGGAGAAGGUCAGGGAACCAUGGAUAGGUUUGUAAACUCCACCCCUCCCCCUACCCUUCCUGCUGAUGAUGGUUCCCCCCCAGGGUCGAAUGUCACGACGAUUGGUGGAAGGAGAGAUGGCUUGCCUGCUCAGCUCACUGGCGGUGGCAACAAGCAGCAGCGGACUGCCCAGCGCGCAAUCUUCAUCAAUUGACGACAUCAAUCCUCAGCUAUGUUCUGUCUAUAUAUUUUUGUGCAGGUACGCAGAGGUUGCUUGGAACAAGGCCCCUUGGGAAGGCUAAGAUGGAAAGUCUUACCUGAUGCGUUGAAAGCUUCAGCUAAAUUUGUACAUAUCCACUACGUCGGGAGAAUCAUGGAUGGUAUCGGAUUUUCGAUAAUCUUCGAGUCUGUUUUCUCACGUUUUGUAAAUGUUUCAAUUCUCGAUGUCUUCUUGACAAUCGUGUUUAGAUGGACGUACGAUGAACCUGUCGCCCGACACGUUUACAAAUCGGCUUCCACCUUCAUGCGCUUCAACCUAAGUAGCUAGUAUGAGUCAAUGACUGAUGAGGCUAGCUGCACGUGUAACAAAAUUGUAAAGUUUGG